UUAUUAAGGUUUAGAAAUGUUCCACUACAUUUGCCUCCAAAUUGUUUUUGUCAGAAUAUUUAAAUGCAACAAAAACUCGUAUCAAACAGAUCAAACAAAUACAAUCAGCUUGGUAGUGUUUAGGCCUAUGAGUACUUCCGACGGCAGUUUCGUCGUUUACGAAAGCUUCCCUACUAGAAUGAGCGAAAACAAACUUGUUAUAAUGACACUGAUACAGAGUACACGACCGAACCUAAACAAAGAAAGGACAGACGACAUCCAUCGAAUCGAUCGACAGCAUCGUAUCGGAACUUCCUGCACACGAAAUUCAAGUCCACUAUUAACUUCAGUCUGUGAUCACCAAAUCUAGUUUCUUUUUUCUCUAAAAUGCAUCGAUUUUACACUUGUUUUGUGCUAGUAAUAGGUUUGAGUAUCAUAAGUGCCUACAGACCAGUGGUUAUUGUUCAUGGAAUCCUCACUGGAGCGGACAGUAUGCUACUUAUAGUUGACGAAAUACAAAGGCAUCAUCCGGGAACAGUAGUGUACAAUACGGAUCGAUUCGAGGGAUGGUCCAGUUUGGAAAAUGCCUGGCAUCAGGUUUUAGAGUUUAAUGGAGACUUGCAGAAAAUAUGUGAAAAACAUCCGGACGGUGUGAUACUGCUAGGGUACUCACAGGGAGGUCUGUUAGCUAGGGCAGUGCUACAAACAUAUCCAGACCAUUGUGUGAAGAAGUUUAUAUCAUUAAGUUCACCACAAGCCGGGCAGUUUGGAACCGAUUUCCUGCAUCUGAUAUUCCCAUCACUGGUUGCGAAAACAGCUUAUCAGUUAUUCUACACCUACGUCGGUCAGCACACUUCGGUUGGCAACUACUGGAAUGAUCCGCACCAUCAGGACCUUUUCGAACAAUUUAGCAUUUUUCUGCCUUACAUCAACAAUGAUCUUCCAUCUACGAACUCGACCUUGUUUAGGGAUUCAAUGCUUCGGCUGGAGCAGUUGAUUCUAAUCGGAGGGCCCAAUGAUGGGGUUAUCACCCCGUGGGAAUCAAGUCACUUCGGGUACUACAAUGAGUCCGACGAUGUAAUUCCUUGUAAGAAGCGAAAAAUUUAUUUAGAGGACCGGAUUGGCUUGAGGACAUUGGACAGAGAUGGACGGUUGAAACUGAUUACUGUUCCGGGAGUUAAGCACUACGAGUGGCACCUGAAUACCGAUGUGGUUGAGAGUGUGGUUUUGCCACAUUUGGAUUAGGCUGCUCAGGAUAAGGGAAAAAAUGUGAUAUGGAGCUCAUUGGUGCUGGUAAUGCCGGUGUUAUGUGACAAUUAGAUGGUUAGGUUAUCAAAUUGAAUGAAUCUAGUGUAAAAUUGCGUGAAUUAUAGGAAUAAAUGUAUUAGAUAUAACAGUAGAAUUGGAUGAAAUCAAUCA
Aedes aegypti (yellow fever mosquito) is the source of this 1398-nucleotide messenger RNA. It is a transcript of the gene Ppt2, whose product is annotated as lysosomal thioesterase PPT2 homolog. The transcript has 4 exons. Gene Ontology annotation, cellular component: lysosome. Bases 367 to 1224 code for a protein of 285 amino acids. Lineage: Eukaryota; Metazoa; Arthropoda; Insecta; Diptera; Culicidae. The record is from RefSeq and is a predicted model, not a curated record. Gene Ontology annotation, molecular function: thiolester hydrolase activity.